CCACACUGAGGAGGAGGGCUGUAAUCAACAUGUGGGUAAAGUACGAGAGCUGAUAGGCCACAUUCACUGCACACACACAUGCUGCUCAGAUAACCUGUCACACUAGUUUCAGCUCUCAGGAAGUGAAACUCAUACGCUCGCUGCUACUGAGAGGUGAAAUGGCGCAGAAAGGAGUUCAGCUGGAGCGGGAAACCUUAUCUUGUCCCAUCUGUCUGGAUCUACUGAAGGAUCCGGUGAGCACUUCCUGUGGACACAGCUACUGCAUGAAGUGUAUUAAAGGCUUCUGGGACGGAGAGGAUGGGAAGGAGAUCCACAGCUGCCCUCAGUGUAGGCAGAGCUUCACACCGAGGCCUGUCCUGCUGAAAAACACCAUGUUAGCAGCUUUAGUGGAGGAGCUGAAGAAGACUGGACUCCAAGCUGCUCCUGCUGAUCUCUGCUAUGCUGGAGCUGGAGAUGUGGCCUGUGAUGUCUGCACUGGGAGGAAGCUGAGAGCCUGUAAGUCCUGCCUCGUGUGUCUGGCCUCUUAUUGUGACAAACACCUCAAGCCUCAUUAUGACGCAGCUCCAUUAAAGAAACACAAUCUGGUUGGAGGAAUGGAGAAACGUCUCACCGACUGAAGUGGAUGUUUUACUGUCAGCAGCAGAGCCCACCACCAGAGCUGGGUUCUUAACAUAUUCACAGGAGAUCACUCUGGA
Notothenia coriiceps (black rockcod) is the source of this 695-nucleotide messenger RNA. RefSeq names its product E3 ubiquitin/ISG15 ligase TRIM25-like. The transcript has a single exon. The record is from RefSeq and is a predicted model, not a curated record. Bases 159 to 617 code for a protein of 152 amino acids. NCBI's taxonomy places the organism in Eukaryota, Metazoa, Chordata, Actinopteri, Perciformes, Nototheniidae.